This is a messenger RNA of Nezara viridula (southern green stink bug), 6884 nucleotides long. Lineage: Eukaryota; Metazoa; Arthropoda; Insecta; Hemiptera; Pentatomidae. The record is from the annotation of a GenBank genome assembly.
AUGGGAGGUGCUGAGUGUCAUGUUUCAGGUGUGAUCCUGUUCUCGAGCGCUGUGUACUUCGCUGAGGCGGGCUCUGAACUCUCCUUCUUCAAGUCGAUCCCUGAUGCCUUCUGGUGGGCUGUCGUGACGAUGACCACUGUUGGAUACGGUGUGGUGCUCUUCUCGAGUGCGGUCUACUUCGCGGAGGCCGGAUCCGAAAAUUCCUUCUUCAAGUCUAUCCCUGACGCGUUCUGGUGGGCCGUUGUAACCAUGACAACAGUGGGAUAUGGGGACAUGACGUAUGAUGCCGGUCGGGGUCUGGGGAAAGAUAGUCGGAUCACUGUGCGCCAUAGCAGGAGUUCUGACCAUCGCCCUCCCCGUGCCCGUCAUUGUCUCAAACUUCAACUACUUCUACCACAGGGAGACAGAUCAAGAGGAUAUGCAGUCACAGAACUUCAAUCAUGUCAGCAUAUGAAGAAAAGUUCAAUGUCAGAAUCGUCGUCAGACAUCAUGGAGCUUGAGGAGGGUCUUCUCCUGUCCAGGGAUAUUGUGAAGAAGCACAACUCGAACCCAAGGCAGCACAAUAACACCAUGAGCAUCGAAACUGACGUCUGACUAGUGGUGCAUGAGGGUGGACUUGCACUCUGGUCUUCUUCGCAAUCAGAGUCAAGCCUCUCUUCAUUUGCGCUCAUGCUGUGAUAAGCAUGCAAUAUCCAAGUCUGCAUGCUCCCUUCACUCUUUACUAUGGUGCUUUCAGACUUCAUUCAGAGUGCAUCUCAAUGUAGCCAUGGAUACUGCAACUCAAGAAGAAAAAAGGAAAUUUACCUUAUUAAUUAAGGAUUAUUACCAAAACGACUGACUUUUAUUACAAAUAAACAAGAUAUAUAUAGAUAUAUAUAUAAAUGAAUAAGUGCAUAAUGCCCGUUGUAUAACUCAAUAAUUGUAAUGUUUAAUUAACUGGGUCUUGCCAAAAAACGACAGUUCUUUUUGUUAUAUUUUUGAUUUAUUAAAUAUUUAAAAAUAGACUUUAAAUUUUAUAGUACUGUUAAGAAUUUCUUAGGUGUAUCAUGUGUGCGGUGAAUGAGUGUUUAUUUGUUGGACACUCUUAUUACCAAUACACGUGUUAAUGAAAGCUAGUCCAUGUGAUCACCAAUAGGCAAUAAUGGAAGUUUCAAAGUUGAGUUUAUAAAAAUGAAUAUGAAAUAAAUUAUCAGAACUUUGUUUUCCUUGUUAAAACUUUGGUUCCCUUGAAAAAAAGAAAAAGAUUUUGACACUUAGCAUAAAUUCUUUCAAAUUUAGCUCCUUUAAGUAUAUAAUUGUAGCAGAAAAUAGUUAAAUAGGAUGAAUACCUGGACUUGCUUUCGUUUAUAAAUUUCUUUUAUCUACUUUCUUUAAAAAAAUACUACAAGUUCAUCUGUUACUAGUAACUAAUACUGCUUUACAUCUGUGAGAAAAGAAAAAAAGGAUACACCACACAUGAAUAAAACUCCUAUGCAGGCUAUUAGAAUAUUACAGUGUAGCUGAAUCUUAAGAAUUCAAGAAAAGUUGUUACUACAAAAUAAUUAUUAUCAUUAUUAUUGCUAAAGUAUCCAUCACUGGCGUACACUAGCCGUGAAGUAUUACAAUCAGUAGCGUGAAAAAAUAAUUACUACUAUAAUAAUGAUCAGCAGAUAGAACCCUUUGGCUUUUAGACUGCCAUUAAAACUCCUAAAUGUUCUUUGGGAGAUCACCAUCAAGUCCAUGUCGUCCAAAUACAAAGGAUAAAUAGUCUAAACGCAUUCGCAUUAUUAUUCGAUUAUAUUUAAGAACACUUCUAAAUAGAUCAAAAGUAGAAUAUUUAGAAACCUUAAACUUUUUUAGAUUAAUCAAUGUCAUUUAAUUAUAAAAUCAAGCUGAUUAGAUGCAUAGAAAUGUCAUGGAUUUAUGGUGAAUCGCUUCAACAGAUAGGAGAAUAGAAUAAUAUUGUAAUAAAACAUUCUUUACCUAGAACAGAUAAAUUUUUCUGAAAUCACUAGAAAUAGUCAUUUAAUUAGGUCAGGGAGUAAAAUAACAGAUUUUCCUAUUUGAAUUCGCAAAAAAAAAGAAGAUAACUGUAAAUAACUAAUAAGUAUUAUCUUUAUUAUUGUUAUUCUUUAAAUCUAAAAAAAAAAAAAUCCAAAAAUAAUACAAUUUUUAUACUAAUGUUAUUCUCCAAACACUUGGUCCAUAGGUAAUACAGGUUAUUAAUAUAGAAUUAAUUGUAAAUUUAUAAGGACUGUUAUUCAGUUAGCAUAUUAUUUUAUACCAGCGCUCAAUUAGAAUAAUGUUUUUAUUUUGAGUCAUUUUUCUAUUGUGCAUUUACUUACUUAAUAUUAUAUAUAUUAAUAAAAAAAAUAUAUAUAUAAAUAUAAAUACAUCAAAUAUUAUUAAAAAUUAGCACUUUUUAAAGGGAUAUUACUUACUAAGGAGUGUAGCUAAUCAAGCAAAUCCUUUUCCUAAUUUCAGGCCUUAUAUUAUUAUAUUAAUAAAGUGAUUAACUAAAACCAUAUGCACACCCAUUAUAUAGAAUUAAUAAUAAUAAUAAUAGGGGAAAUAUAUGGGUUUCCCAUUAAUAUCUUGAAUUUUAGUUACAGCACCUUAAGUUUCAUAAAGCCUUUGCUUAUAUGCUAUACUUCUUAUGGCCAAAUUUCAUAGAUUUUCUACUUUUAAAUUAUAUAUAAAUGAAGAUAUAAAAAAUGCUAGUAGAUUUAUAUAACAUUCAUGUAUAGAUAUGUAUAACAGUCCUUAUAGUGCCUGAUUAAUGUUUUGUUCAUAAAUUAUAAAGGAGUUGCUUAACUUGGAGUUGCCUCCCAUUCCACUGUGUGCGUGACGUAUCUGCGAUUCCUGCCAUAUUCUAUGUAUGCAUGAGCCUGUCUUCUAUUUAUAUAAAGAUAAAGUCAUUUUGAGUUGCUAGAUUUUUAAAAAAAUAUAUAUAAUAAAUGCAAUUCAAAUUUAUAAAAUAAACAACUCUGUCGUCCAAAGUUUUUUUUAUUUUUAUUUUAUAAACUAUCAUGUUAGACCAUUAAACUGGUCGAGUUUUGUAGCCAGCUCAUCUGUAUACACUCAAACACCGCAGAACAAAUUUAGCCAAUAAAACUAAAAAAUUAUUUAUAUCUUCAAACAUCAAUUAUUAUCGUUGAAUUAAAUGUCUUAUUGUAAAAAUAAAAGUCUAAGUAAAUAUUAUUACGAGAUCCUAUAUUUUGAGCACUGUUUUAAGUGCUUGUAUUUAUAUUUGGGCUGUGCGAAAGCUUAAAAACAAGAAAAGUUUUAAGAAUUGUAGAGUUUAAAUAGCUUUUACGCAUAGUUAAAGGGGGCUCACCGGAGAUGUGGUGAUAGUUCUUUAGUCAUUUGAGAGUAUCUCUGAUGUCUGUUUAUAUACAUACAUAUAAUGUUAUUAAGCGGUAUCAUAAACAUUAUAUGAAUAUAACACAUUGCAUUGCACAACGGUCUUCCUACAAUAAUAAAUUAAUAUGCACACAAUUGCAGAUAUUAUUCAUAAGUCUAUUUCUGGCACAUGUUGUAAUGUGACCUCAUACCUAGCGAUUAACUUCUCAGUACGAUAAACCCUCAAAUCCAUUGAUAGUAUUGAGAAUGCUACUUCAUUUUUUAUACAUAUUGAGCUUUUUAAUAUACAAAUUUGUAAAAAAAAAUUAAAAAAAGAAAUUUUAAAAAUGUAUGCAGUGUGCUGUAUUUUGAAAGUGGUAUAGGCCCUGAAAUCGAUUAAUUUGUUUAUGUGCUUUAUCUUCAAAAAUGAACUAAUUGUAUAGAAUUUUAUUUAGUUUUAUAAACAAGUAUUAUGAAACAUUUAUAUCUAUACGAAUAUAUAAGCAUAAAUAUAUGAUUUUUCUAAAUUAAUAGGACUAGUUACAAUAUAAAUAAAUUCUUAUAGGGUUACUCUUUCUUGAUAAGGACAUUACCACAUCAUUAACUUAUACAAUAGGUUUAAAUAUAUAAUCUAACCUCAUUUCUCUAGUAAAAGUUUAGCUGUGGGGCAAUGAUAAGGUAAUAAAAGUAAGGCAAUUUUCUCCGGUCGUCCUUGGCUUCAACAGUUAGUGUUUUAUCACCAGUUACCACUACUUGUAGUCCUUGUUAUUUGUAUUUAUCAACAUUAAUAAUUAUUGUAUAAUUACGCAAAAACAUUCCUAGAUUAUGUAAAUAAUUUUAUUUUAAUUUAUCUUAUUUUCUUUUUUAACAAAGAGUAUAUGUUUGUAGGUUAUUGUAUAAAAUUAUGUUAUGUUUUAGGAGUCAGACUAGAAUGGCUUACAAAAUAUUAUAAGCUAUGGCUUUAGUAUGUUUGAUUCCUUUAAUGAAUUUCUUUUUUUUUCUUUUUUUUCCAUUUUCCAUAAAAUAAAAAAGGGAAAACAAAAAAGGGACGUAUUUAUACAUUUUAAAUAUCCAAACCGAUCCAAACUGUAAAAUGCAUGCUAGGGAAGCUUGAGUCAGUUACAUUGUUAGGUACCAAACAAGAGGCAUCAUAAAUUUCUUUUAUUUGAAGCAGAGCUCAAGUUAUAUUUAAUUUAAAAGUCAGGAUGGGCGGCAAUCAUCAAACCACAAAAUGUGAUCAUUUUAAUAUAUUUUGAUAUUGUUAUUUGUUUUCCUUGUUUAAUGUUGUUAAGGGUUUAGUAUACAUGAUUUUAGAAGUUAUAUAUAUAAAUAUACAUAUAUUUUUUAUAUUGUCCCCUUCUGUCCUUUUUCAUUGAUACUCACUGCUACAUUUCUGACUCCUUAUAACUGAUGGGAAUUUUGAGAAGCAUAUCGAUUUAAACCUUCAGAAAUAUUUUAAAAGAUUAUAUAUAAGUCUUUAUUCAGUAUACAAGUUUGUUGUUUCUCUAAUGAAAAUGUAUAAAUAAAGCUUCAUUUAUUUUUAUUUAAAUAUGUGUUUAAAAUGUUCGCUGAAUGUUGUUGGGCUUCUAAUGUUAGAACAUAUCAAUUUUUAUUGAAUAAAUGAAUAUAACUUAAUGUACAUCUUCCAUGUAAUAAUUUGUAUUGUAUUUUAGAAUACAGAAUAACUUUACUUUAGUGCAACACAUAUCGUAACCAUGUUGUCGUUGUUGUAAUUAAAAGUCAUUGCCGCUCACCCUAAGAAAUAUGUUAAACCUAGGAACAAAGUGUUUUUAAUGGACAAUAUAUAUGUUAUUAUACCUAGAUUGGUUGUGCAUUGUAAGCAAUAAAAAAAAAAUUAAAUGGGGGAUGAGAUAUGAAUUAGAAAUAUAAAUAACAUUAAUCGGUUGCCAAUGAAUAACUGUACAAAAUUGGUUCUAAAAUGUAUAUUGUAUAAGUCAAUGUCACUUUCUGUACUUAGAGUAUUACAUCAAUUCUUGAAUUUAUUUAAAUAGCAUUAUAUUUUAAAGUCAACUACAAUUUUGUUUUUGUUUAUGUUUGCAUUGUGAUAAUUUGUCUAAGUAUUUUAACAUUGGUGAUGUUAAUAAACAGAGUUGCUUCAAAACAGCAUGACCUAAUUAUGUACAUUAAUGUCUGUUAGAUUUAAUUUUAAAAAGUAUAUAUAUAAAAAGAAAAGCAGAUAUUUUUUCAGAUAUGUAAAUGUUUUGAACUCUAAAUUAACAUCACCAAUUUCCUGUCAAGAAUAGACCUAAUGCUUAUUCAAUAUUUUUGUAUAUUUAGAUCAUACAAUGUUUCAUUUGAUAUUACUAUUAAGUCAAUUAAAUGGUAUUACUCAAGUUUAAAACAAUUAAGAAUAUAAGCAGUGAUACUUUUUUCAAAAAAAAAAAUAUUACAUUAAGAAUAAUUAUAUUUACAGCCUCUUGUACUGUAUAUACAAUGUAAAUAUGACACCAUUGUUUGUUUUACACCUGACUAUGUCAUUGUUGACCAUUGAAAUAUGAAGAGAAAAGUUAAGUGAAGAAUUACUUAUAGUUUCUUACCCCUAAAAAUGUUACAAAUAGUAUUAAUUGGUUUAACCAUUUUUAUAAUUUCAAAAUCAAAACGAUGUUCAUUUGCUAUUAGCCGACAUAUCUAACAUUUUAAUACAAAUAUAUUGUUGAAAGAAUACUAUUUUCAACUCUAGGCUGGGGUUCUAUACAAUUUCAUUUUAAUACCUCACCUCCCAAAUGAAUUAUAUUAUUGUAAACUUAUAAAAAUUAACUAAGUAGUUGGUAAUUUUCAUUUGAUUCAUUGAUAAUUUUAUAGUGGUAUGGCUGUGAAAAAUACUUUUAAAAUAUUGACUUUAUAAGGGCUAUAAACAUUGGUUAGAAUUGAAUUUUUGAAUUGAAUUGUGUUUUUAUUUGCCUAAUAACUGAAGUGCAAUAAAUCGCAUCAUAAAAGUACAAUGUUAUAAAUCAUUUAUCAGUAUAACAAUAAUUUUUAUGCAGACAAAACUAAUGAUGACAAUGCCUUACAAUCAAAAUAUAUGGCUGCGUUUCAAUAUUGAUUUGUAACCAAUAAGCUUUUUACGAGGCGUAAUCGCUAUUUUUAUAAGUAGAAAUAGGUAUGUAUUACAGUAAAAACACCAAGUAAAUACAUUACAUUUGCAAUAUUCACUAUUUUAUAAAAGCAACUUGUUAUUCCUUAUCUAUGAAAUCCAUAAAUGUCAUUUUAUUGUAGGAUUUCCCUUUAUACUUAUAACACAAUAUGAAAAACAACUCCUGAAUCCUUUCUUUUCCAAUAUAAAUCAACAUUUUUGAAGAAUCAGCAACAGGCACAUGUUUAAACAUUAGAUAAAAAUAUUUUAUUAUCAGUGUAAACUGGAUUCUAUAAGGCAUUUUUUGAUUUUAUUUGCUUUCAUUUGGCAAGUAAUAAGUGGUUAUUAACGAUUGAAUCAAAUAUAUUUAUAACAAAAGUCUUUAUAGAUUUAGACAUUUCACAGGAACUAGAUUUUAUUUUAUUUUAUUUUUUUUAUUUAAUUUCAAUUUACCUAAACUGAAUGAGCU